AUGUCAUCCCAUGACGCAAGGCCGUGGCGGGAAAGAAGGGCGCUAACAUCUGCUGCUUCUACUGUAACCCCGACAAAAAUCGUCAACGGCGGCUGCUUGGCCCUUCGGUACCAGUACGAGUGGUUGCAGCCAGUCAUCUCGCCUCCCUCGGGCCCCGCUAUGCAUGUAAGAGAACUUUGGAAAGCUGCUGUGCCCGACCCGCCAAUGAGACAGGCGGUGGAGGCCGGCAGAACGGGAAAAGGAGGCACCUUGAACUGGUGGAUAUCGCAUUUUGCCACGUGUUUUGUGAAGAUGCACCACGGGGUGUCUGGCAAAGCGAGCCAGCCCCAAAAGCGAGUUAUUCCCUGUCGGACUAGGGAAAAGAGGAGAAGGAGGGGCGUGUGCAAGACGGGAUGCCAGGGAGCUUCGAUUGGAUCUCAGCCUUUUACUGGACUGGACUUGUGCACUUGUUUGCGCCUCGGGUGGAAGGAUGGAGGUGGUAUUACCCAUUAUCGCGUCCUCCCGAAAAAGGGCAGCCGCAGUGCCAAUAGACACGCGAGGUGGUUGCACGGCAGGAAAAGGAGGGUUGCUCGCUUCUGCGAAGCUUCCCAACAAAAGGACUUGCGAGCACAACACUCAGAAAUCAUUCUUAUUGGCAGCGGUACCUUGCAACUCUUCAUGCAAGCAUACGGAGCGCACCAUUGGCCGGGCUAUCCUGUCCCGACAUACGAGCUGUUCGUGGCUCAGCCGUGGGAUGUGGAUUAUGUGCGCCAUCCAACAAAGUACAGGCUACCGGCCGUGAUACAGGACACAAAGAAUGCAUGUACGGAGGAGUGGCACAAAUCGCCAGCUACACGUACAAAGUACCUAACUGCUUGUCCUUGUCCAGAGCAUACGAGCACAAUGCCUGAUACCGCUAGCAUGAUUCCAUCACUGUCGCUGACGGUUACUUGUCAAAUCCUACGGCAUGCACCAUAUAUUAACCACCGCCCGUCGACAGUGCCGGAUACAUGAAUAUUCCACAGCUUUCC
Molecule: messenger RNA, 1010 nt
Organism: Trichoderma harzianum CBS 226.95
Lineage: Eukaryota; Fungi; Ascomycota; Sordariomycetes; Hypocreales; Hypocreaceae
Exons: 7
Coding region: 1-993 (330 amino acids)
Source: RefSeq, a predicted model, not a curated record